Messenger RNA from Myripristis murdjan (pinecone soldierfish), 2920 nucleotides. It is a transcript of the gene exosc10, whose product is annotated as exosome component 10. Gene Ontology annotation, molecular function: single-stranded RNA binding; 3'-5'-RNA exonuclease activity; nucleotide binding. The transcript has 25 exons. Gene Ontology annotation, cellular component: nucleolus; nuclear exosome (RNase complex). Gene Ontology annotation, biological process: nuclear polyadenylation-dependent snoRNA catabolic process; TRAMP-dependent tRNA surveillance pathway; nuclear polyadenylation-dependent snRNA catabolic process. The coding region runs from base 32 to 2713 and encodes 893 amino acids. NCBI's taxonomy places the organism in Eukaryota, Metazoa, Chordata, Actinopteri, Holocentriformes, Holocentridae. The record is from RefSeq and is a predicted model, not a curated record.
UUCCUGCGACUCACAUGUACACAAUCCUGAGAUGGACUCCUCGAGGAUCAAUGUGUCCUCAAACAGCGGCAAUGAGGGAAAUAAUUCAGCCACGAAUGACGAGGAGGCAGAGGAGCUGUGUCCCGGUUUCAAGGACGUGGAUUCAUUCGUCAAAUAUGGAUUGAGCGCCGUGGUGUCAGCCACUAAAGCGUCAGCUGGCCUGCCUCAAGCUGGAGAUGAAUAUGAUUUCUACCGCAGCUUCCCCGGCUUCCAGGAGUUCUGUGAAAGUCAAGGAGACAGGCUCUUGCAUUGCAUGAGUCAGCUAAUGCAACACCAUGGCUGCAGAGCUCACAUGAGAGAUCAUAACAAGCUGACCGGCCUGGAGGAGAGGUUUGACUUGGUGGUGGACUCCAACGAUGUCAUCCUGGAAAAAGUGGGGAUCCUGCUUGAUGAAGCUGAUGGCGUGAACAGGAGCCAGCAGCCUGUCAUGCCUGCAGGGUUUCAGCCUCCCAAGAUUGUCGUGUCCAGCUGGAAUCGCAAGGGUUCAGACUCCAAGCGUGGGUCUGAGACAUUCAGGCUGCUCCACGCCAAGAACAUCACAAGGCCUCAGCUCAAGUUCAAAGAAAAAAUCGACAACAGCAAUACCCCUUUUAUCCCCAAGAUUUUCAUCAAGCCCAAUGCAAUAAAACCCCUUCCUUCUUAUUUCACCAACAAACAAAUCCGCAAAGAGAGACCCGAGGACUUGGACGUCCCCGCUGCCCUGGCUGACCUCAUCCACCAGCAGAGGACUCAGGAACAUGUUGAGGACAUGUUUGCACAUCCAUACCAGUAUGAGUUGGAUCAUCUGACAGUACCAGAGAGGAUGCUGUCUAAGCCUGAACCACAGAUGUACAAACCAAUGGCUGAGACAAAGUGCUCCUUCAUAGACACUCUGGAAGAUUUGGUGGCUCUGAAUGAGAAGCUGUGCAGGUUGUCUGAAUUUGCAGUCGAUCUGGAGCAUCAUUCCUACAGGAGCUUCCUCGGCAUCACCUGCCUCAUGCAGAUCUCCACCAGAGACGAGGACUUCAUCAUCGACACACUGGAGCUCCGCAGUGAGAUGUACAUAUUGAAUGAGGCGUUCACAGACCCAGCUGUUAUCAAGGUGUUUCAUGGUGCGGACUCUGACAUCGAGUGGCUCCAGAAGGACCUCGGCCUUUAUGUCGUCAACCUCUUUGACACGCACCAGGCCAGCCGUGCUUUGAACCUGGCCAGACACUCGCUGGACCACCUGCUCAAAUUCUUCUGCAACGUGGACUCAGACAAACGCUACCAGCUCGCCGACUGGAGGAUUCGGCCCUUGCCAGAUGAGAUGUUCCAGUAUGCCAGGGCAGACACCCACUACCUCCUCUAUAUUUAUGACUGUCUGAGGGUGCAGCUGUUGGACUUCAACCACGGGCAGCCUGGCCUGCUGCAGAGUGUCUGGAACAAGAGCCGGGACAUCUCCCUGAAGAGAUAUGUGAAGCCCAUCUUUACAGAGGAGUCGUAUUUGGAGCUGCAGAGAAAGCAGAAAAGGUCCUUCAACACCCAGCAGCUCACUGCCUUCAGACUGUUGUUUGCCUGGAGGGACAAACUGGCGAGGCAGGAAGAUGAAAGCACCGGAUAUGUCCUGCCCAAUCAUAUGAUGAUCAAGAUAUCGGAGGAGCUGCCAAAAGAGCCUCAGGGCAUCAUUGCCUGCUGUAACCCUGUACCUCCACUGGUGAGGCAGCAGGUCACUGAGCUCCAUCUAUUAGUGAAGGAGGCUCGGGACAUACCUCUCCUUAAGGCUGAAAUCGGAGCUCAACAGAAGAAAGGACUCACGCCUGUAAAGAAGCCGGAGGUUACCUUGUUCGGCCCACAUGAUACAUCCAGGACCUCUGAGAGUGAUUUUCCACCAUUUUCUCCUGAUGAACUGCCCGUGAAGCAAGGAAUGCUCUUCUCAGAUGAUGAGCCAGGAAAGGAUGUUGACAUGGAAAAAAUGAAAGGUCUUGUGGCAUCGGCCAAAAUCACACUGUUUGAGGAGGUGGAGACAAAGAGCAAGCAAGGGUCCCUCACUGCUGCUCAAGUGAAAGCCAGCCAAAUCAUCGAGUCUUUCCAUAACCCCUUUAGGAUGUAUUUACCCUCCAAAGACGUGCAUGUUAACAAAAAUGCCAAGUUCGACCCCUCUACAAAAAUAUAUGAGAUCAGUAAAAGGUGGAAGCUGCAAAGCACCGAGCAGCAACAGAAGGAGAUGGAAGCCAAACGCAAAGCCAGGGAAGAAGCCAAGGAACUCGCUAAGAAGGUGUCAGAAGAAAGGAACAAAGCCAAGCAGAGCUACCAGGAGUCUCUUCAGAACGUCGCCACUGUUCGCCAGCAAGCAGCCGAAUCUGCAAAAGGAGGCGGAAAGAAAAGAGAGCGGGUUGCGAGUGAGGUUGGAGAGUCAACUCCCAAACCGAGCAAGAAGCUGAUGAAAUCUGCAGAGAAACCCUCAAAGAAAGACACAGCUCCCAAAGACGACUUCAAACCCUUCGACUAUCAUCAGUCAGACUUUAAAGUCUUCGCUGGUGCCAAAUCAAAGGACAGCACACAAUUUGAUCCCAACAGACAAGCCUAUGAUCCAUCGAAAAAGCACAAAAAUCCCAAGGGGCCAAAAUCCAAUAGCUCUGCUGGAAACCGAAGUCUGUCCUACCUGGCUGGGAAAUCUGACAGAGGAUUCAGACAUAACUGGCCCAAAAGAUAGACCUGCUCUUCAGUUACUUCAGUUAUGUUUGUAACUUUUUUUCUUUAAACAUUUUUGUCACUUCCUGUUCUCCACAAAAAUGAAAUUCAGUAUUUAUUGAGUUUCAAUUUUUUUUCUUUUCUUUUUUUUUUUUUUUCUUUUGUGGAACAAUAUAUCCUGUAAAUACCUGGAAAACCCUCUUAUUAAAAUGAGUUUUAGAGGAAAACA